UUUUAAUUGAAAAUAUAGCAAUGAAGGAGGACCAGAAUAAGAAUUUUAAAUUCUGGGAUUUCAGACCUUAUUAUGAACAAGACAUAGAUCCAGACGAUUGUGAUCUUGAAGACUCUGAUUUAGAUAAUAUAGAAACUUUUGACGCCACAAUUGGAGUUUGGAAAGAUAAAUCAUGGAAGUCCCCUUCUAAACUUUGUCAUAAGUUUACAGUAUGAAAUCAACCCUCCCCAUGUGAUGUUGAGCAAGGAUAUCUUGAUAAUUGCUACUUAAUAGCUCUUUUGAAGAGCUUAGCAAAAUAUCGUCCAGAUCUUAUCGAGGAUCUAAUAAUUACAAAGAAGGAACACCAGGAUGGCCUAUUUGAAGUUUGCUUGUACGAUCACGGUCAGAAGAAAUAAAUUCAUACUUUCUGAUCUGGUCCCUUUCAAUGUAGAGAAUCAGUGCCCCUUAGGAGCUCAAAAGAUAACCAGAAAUAUCUGGCCGCUCCUUUUAGAAAAAGCAUAUGCAAUAUAUAACCAGGGAUAUGAUGCUAUACAAAGAAGUUCUUCCUUAAUCGCAAUGAGUAUUCUGACCCAAGGAGGGGCAAAAAGGAUAUAUGUAAAGAAGGCUUAUGACAAAAAUCCCUCGUCAGAAAAUCGUCAAAUUUUAAUUUAAACAGAUAGACUAAAGCUUAAACUCAAACAACCUUCUA
This is a messenger RNA of Moneuplotes crassus, 688 nucleotides long. The record is from the annotation of a GenBank genome assembly. Lineage: Eukaryota; Ciliophora; Spirotrichea; Euplotida; Euplotidae.